AUGACCUUGUUUGAGGAGGAGGUCGAGGAUGAGGACCGGGAUAAGUGGAUCGUGUGGUUCGAUGGUGCGUCUAAUGCACUAGGCCAUGGGGUCAAGGAAGUAUUGGUUUCCCUAGACAAACAAUAUAUACCUUUCAUGGCUAGGUUGUGUUUCGAUUGCACAAACAAUAUAGCAGAGUACAAGACAUGUGCCCUGGGGAUCCGAGCAGCAAUCAACUUUUGGGUCAACUUACUCAAGGUAUACGGGAACUCGACAUUGAUAAUUCAUCAGUUGAAAGGUGAAUGGGAGACCAGGGACCACAAAUUGGUACCUUACCAGGCUUACAUCAAGAAGUUGAUGGAAUUCCUUGAUGACAUAUCUUUUCAUCACAUUCCUAGAGAGGAAAAUCAGAUGGUCGACGCCCUUACCACUCUAGCGUCUAUGUUCAAAGUGAGCCUGCACGAAGAUUUGCCAUACAUCGAAUUCAAAUGUCGUAGUGAGCCUGCACAUUGUUGUUUGAUAGAAGAAGAAGAGGAUGGUAAGCCUUGGUACUUCAAUAUCAAACGAUACAUUGAAGACAAGGAAUACCCGCCUAAGGCCUCUAACAAUGACAAGAGGAUGUUACGAAGGUUGGCAGCUGGUUUCCUCCUGAGUGGAAAUAUCUUGUACAAGAGAAACCAUGACAUGGUGUUGCUUCGGCGUGUGGAUGCAAGAAAGGCUGAACAAAUGCUAAUAGAGGUGCAUGAGGGAUCCUUUGGUACGCAUGCCAAUGGACAUGCCAUGGCCCGAAAGAUUUUGGGAGCAGGGUAUUAUUGGCUCACUAUGGAGAGAAAUUGUUGUGUUCAUGUUAGGAAAUGCCAUAAGUGUCAGACCUUCGCUGAUAAUGUUAAUGCUCCACCUGUACCAUUGAACGUCUUGGUAGAACCUUGGCCAUUCUCUAUGUGGGUCAUAGACGUGAUCGGGGCCAUCAAACCCAAGGCUUCCAACGGGCAUUGCAUCAUCUUAAUCGCCAUUGAUUACUUCACCAAGUGGGUGGAAGCAGCUUCAUAUGCUAGCGUGCCUAGGAAUAUGGUUCAAAAGGAUCACAAAGGGAAAUGGGCCUCGAAUUAUGAAGGGUCGUUUGUUGUAAAGAAGGCUUUCUCAAGAGGAGCGUUGUUGCUUAUGAACAUGGAUAACAAAGAUCUGCCUUCGCCUGUGAAUUCUGACAUUGUCAAGCGGUAUUAUGCGUGA
This is a messenger RNA of Glycine soja, 1209 nucleotides long. RefSeq lists its product as uncharacterized. The record is from RefSeq and is a predicted model, not a curated record. Lineage: Eukaryota; Viridiplantae; Streptophyta; Magnoliopsida; Fabales; Fabaceae. Bases 1 to 1209 code for a protein of 402 amino acids. Gene Ontology annotation, molecular function: RNA-DNA hybrid ribonuclease activity; nucleic acid binding. The transcript has 2 exons.